Molecule: messenger RNA, 468 nt
Organism: Trichoplax adhaerens
Lineage: Eukaryota; Metazoa; Placozoa; Uniplacotomia; Trichoplacea; Trichoplacidae
Exons: 7
Coding region: 1-468 (155 amino acids)
Source: RefSeq, a predicted model, not a curated record
AUGGUUAGAACUACCCCCAACACAUUCUUAACCUGGAUCCGCUUCUCCCAUUUCCGUCUUGUCGUCCUUCAUUCUAAGAACUUAAAAGAACUAGCCGCUAAUCGUAGCAAUGUGACGAUAGUUAAGCUAGAUGCUUCGGAUAAACAAUCUAUUGAAAAUUUAGUAGCUGUAAUUAAAGAGAAGUUAGGAAUUGGAGCACCUGGAAAACUAUUGCAAGUUACAAAUGAAGAUCUGAUUCGUGUUUAUCAAACUAACGCCUAUCACUUCUUAAUAAUAAAAGCAGGAAAGAAAAAGGGAUUUGCAGCCAUGAUUAAUAUAACGAGCUGGUUAGAAUCAUGCGGGCAAACACCUGUUGGUAAAUUUUACCCGUACGGCCUUUCUAAGGCUGUAAUGAAUAGACUGACGAAAGGAUUAAGUAUCGAUCUGAUCGGUGAUAACGUCAUUGCCAUAAGUAUGAAUCCGGGAUAG